Messenger RNA from Pipistrellus nathusii (Nathusius's pipistrelle), 1098 nucleotides. Lineage: Eukaryota; Metazoa; Chordata; Mammalia; Chiroptera; Vespertilionidae. The record is from the annotation of a GenBank genome assembly.
AUGAACGUCCCUAGUGUCCUGACGGCGGGAGGGAGGUGGAGAUUUUUCCCAGUACCAAUAGGAUGGUCCUCGUUCCAGGCCCUACAUAAUUCCUGCUGUCGGAAAAAAUCCACUGCACCCAAGAAAAGUACUCCCAGCGUUGCUUUUUGUGACAAAACGACCAAGGAGGCUGGGAAGGCACUGGACAAGCUCUUCUCUUCGGAACAGCAGGCUUCCAUAUUGCAUGUGUUGAAUACAGCAUCUAAUAACGAACUUGAAGCUUUCAAAUCACUUCGUGGAAGAAAGUCCAUCAAUCUUGUAGAGCACAGAAAAAAGUUUGGGCCAUUUCAGAACUUGGAGAGUUUAAUGGAUGUGCCCUUGUUCCAGUAUAAAACUACCGUUCAGAUUUGUAACUCCAUUCUUUGUCCAGAGACUAGAGUGAGAAAAAGAAAGUCACAGGAAAACCGGCUCUUGAAAAAGCUCAUCAAACCAGAAAUAGAAAGAGAGAGACUUAAGGCAGUAAAUAGUAUCGUAUCCAUCGUUUUUGGUACUCGGAGAAUUGCCUGGGCUCACCUGGACCGUAAACUGACAGUGCUGGACUGGCAGCAUAAAGAAUGUUGCCAGUUGGUGAGAGGAACAUACACAUCGUCUGUCUAUUUAGAAGAGAUUUCUCCAGUCGUUUCAAAGAUGCCCAAAGCUGACUUCUAUGUUCUGGAAAAAACAGGACUUUCCCUUCAGAACUCAACUCUGUUUCCUAUUCUACUACAUUUGCAUAUCGUGGAAGCCAUGCUGUAUGCCUUAUUAAACACAACCUUUGCCCAGAGUGGCCAGCAUCAGGUACUGAGCAUGAAUCGAAAUGCAGUGGGGAAGCACUUCCAGCUGAUGCUCGGCGACAGCCGCACUAGUGGGAAAGAGCUAGUGAAGCAGUUCCUCUCAGACGCUGUCCUGAAGGAAGAGCCUCGGGUAUUCUUCCCAUCGGAUAAGAUAAUCCACUACAGACACAUGUUUUCAGCUACUGACCAAUACAGAAUAGAAGAGUUAUAUGAUUCAUUAUUACAAGCUGUUGCCUUCUAUGAAUUGGCAGUGUUUGACCCCGAACCUUCAAAUUCUGAUCACUAA